Messenger RNA from Nomia melanderi (Alkali bee), 12005 nucleotides. RefSeq names its product adenylate cyclase type 6. The record is from RefSeq and is a predicted model, not a curated record. Lineage: Eukaryota; Metazoa; Arthropoda; Insecta; Hymenoptera; Halictidae. Gene Ontology annotation, cellular component: plasma membrane. Gene Ontology annotation, molecular function: adenylate cyclase activity. Gene Ontology annotation, biological process: cAMP biosynthetic process; intracellular signal transduction; adenylate cyclase-activating G protein-coupled receptor signaling pathway.
ACUUGUCGGAGGCGCGUCGUGGCAUCCUCUAAAUACCGCAUAUUCGAUCAAACUCCGCGACCCAACAUCAAGAACAUUAAAAGAAAAAGAAUUAAAAACAUUAUAAACAAUAAAAAGACAAUACAUCCAACCUCAAAAAAUAAACACAAAUAUUCAUCCUUAAAAGACACCCUACAAACAUCAGGCUCAACUGGCGUAACCUUUGAACGCAGCUCUAUAGAGUCCACAGUAGAUACAGACAGUGUCUGAUCAGACAUAGGGUAUCCACUAUGAAGGAGUCAACGAAGAAAUGUAAUUUAUUCAAAGACCAGUGCAAUUUCCUUGUCUCCAAAGUGAAUGGACAAGGCGUUCCUCGACCUUGAAAACCAGAAGAGCAUUUCCGUACCUUUUUUUUGGACGAUAAGUUAGAGUUCGGAGUGCAAGGGUACACGAGGAUGAAGCACAAAGCUGGGAACAGUGGUGCGACAGAAGUUCGUCACGCGUGAAGCUGCGGGUAGUUUUCGUGCGACAGGAUCGGUGAUGCAGGUGAGCGACCGCAGGUGAGAUCAUGUGCAACGCGCGAGGAAAUUGAUCAGCGAUCACGGAAAAACAAUGGCAGUGUCAGGGCACUACUAAGGGACACAGGAGAAUGCCAGCUGUGAAGGGAUUCCGAGUCAACCGAGGGGGAGCAUGAAGUAGCCGGGGACAACGGUGUUCCAUUGGCCCGAGGGGCUUUUCCACCAGCGACAGCAACAGGAACAGGCUGAGACAUGGAGAAAUGCGGCGGGGAAUUACCGAAGCACGAGUGGUGCCACAGGCUCAGCCUUCGUGCCAGUCGAAGGAGUCAUCAGGGAGAGGUUGGGAACAGGCCAGUAACAGGCUCAGUGAGGAGCACAAGAAGAUGGGCCAGCCUACGACAACACGUGAGCAACACGGAGGCCGGGAAGCCCAAAGUCGAGUUGCUCCUUAAUCCUCCAGGAUCGAAGUCCUCGACACCGUCCUCGCAGCCGCACACGCCUAACACGCCGCGAACACCGCACACACCGCUCAAGAAGUCCAACUGGGAAGUGAUCGAACACUUCACCGGUGCACCGAGGCCCUCCAUUAUCACGAUGGGCAGGGGCUCGGAAGUUGGGGUUGGACUCACGAACGGAAGGGAAACAACGCAGGAAACCACCGUAAACACGUCGAUAACACGACCGCCGAGGAAAUGCGCGCUCUGUCGGUUUUUGAACUCGCUGUGCGCCUCGCAUCGCUUCAAGAACUUGCAGGUGGAAAUGCUGUAUCAAAGGUACUUCCUGCGAAUGAACCAGAGCAACAUGACACACGUACUGGGCCUGCUGGCGGGACUAGCAAUUGCUCUGGGCCUUCUACUAUUCCUUCGAUUAUUCUUCGAAGAUAAUCAACAAUUUCUAGUCAUGCUGGAGAGGCCUGAAAACCUUACUCUAGCCCUCACACUCAUCCUUUGCGUCAUGGUAUAUUCUGCUCUAGUAGCCGCAAUCUCCAGGCCAGGAAUGAACGAAGUCUGGUUAGCUGGCGUCAGCGGCAUCAUCCUGGUGACCCUGCUAGCCAUGCAGGUGUCACUGAGCGUCCACUUAGCUGUAGACUCCAAGGAGCACCGAAGUGGAGGACCACUAGCCGCCGCGUGGGCUGUGUGCUUCUUCAUUUACACGGCCUACGCUCUGCUCCCCAUCAGAUUACGUUACGCCUGCCUCGCAGGAUUCGUCUUCUCUUUGGCACACCUGAUCGGCGCAUUCGUCCCGUGCAUUCUGUAUCCCGCCCAUUACCCGGCCAUGAUGGAACACUUGCUGACCUCCAUCGUAGUAGUCGGCGGAACGAAUAUGGCAGGUGUGCUGACGCACCACCCACGCGAGCUGGCGCAAAGGCAGGCGUUCCUCGAAACGAGACAAUGCGUCGAGGCGCGUCUCACCACGCAGAGGGAGAACCAGCAACAGGAACGUCUCCUAUUGAGCGUGUUGCCGAGGCACGUAGCCAUGGAGAUGAAAGCGGACAUCGCUGGCAAACCGAAGGAUACCAUGUUUUACAAAAUUUACAUCCAAAGGCACGAGAACGUCAGUAUCCUGUUCGCGGACAUCUGCGGGUUCACGUCGUUAUCGGAUCAAUGCACCGCCGAGGAGGUCGUCAGAUUGCUGAACAAAUUGUUCGUAUGGUUUGACACCCUUGCAGCUGAGCACCACUGUCUACGGAUCAAAUUGUUAGGGGACUGCUACUAUUGCGUUUCUGGGCUUCCGGAGCCGAGGCCCGAUCACGCUCGGUGUUGUGUGGAAAUGGGUUUGGACAUGAUUAGCGCAAUCACGAUGUAUCGAGAGGUGGGAGCCGUGAACGUGAACAUGAGGGUGGGAAUCCACACAGGCAGAGUACAUUGCGGCGUUCUAGGUCUGAGAAAAUGGCAAUUCGACGUCUGGAGCAACGACGUCACCCUCGCGAAUUACAUGGAAAGCGGCGGAGUGCCCGGGCGAGUACACAUUACAAAAGAGACCCUCGACUGUCUGGGUGGUUAUUACAAGGUGGAGGAGGGCCACGGGGGCGAGAGGAACGCGUACCUCAAGGAGAACAAUAUCAAAACGUACCUGAUCGUCCCCGGGGACUCGUUCAAGGGCAACGUUCCGUCCGCGGGGCUGAGAAAGGGGCUGCCGGCGAACGGCAACGUGUCUAAGGAGAUGAGAAUGAUAGGGUACGGUUCGCAACACGGCAAACAGGCCAAGCUAGGCUUCGGCGAGACGAACGAGCCGAAGAAGGAUCCAGAGGACGAGGUGAACGAGUACCUGAUGAGGGCGAUAGACGCCAGGAGCAUAGAUCGAUUAAGGGCUGAAAACUGCACCCCAUUUAUUCUAACAUUCCGACGGCCUGAUGUUGAGGAAAAGUACUCCCGCGAACGAGACAGAAUGCUUUCCGCGUAUUUCGUUUGCUCCGGCUUGGUCUACAUGGUGGUCGUGACCGCUAUAGCAAUCACACUGAACGGGAGUGUAUAUUUCUACACUUGCAUAACAGUGAGUUCUGUACUCAUUGCUCUGGUGAAUGGGAUCCUACUGGCUGAGAAGAACGAGAAGGUACCAAAAUACCUUCGAAACGUGGCAGUGCAUAUUUUGGAAAACAGAGGAAUUUCACAGGGCCUGGCCACAUGUGUUGUGUUCCUAACAUUUAUCACUUCCUUGAGUCCAUUGCUGACACUGGAAAGUGUGCGAGUAUGCAGCAAUGGAACGUUUUACCCUGACAAUUCGAGCGUGACGUUCCGGAGCAUAGAGGAAACCGACGACGUUUGCUACUAUACUGUCUUCGCGGAUCUUUUCCCGGUACUAGUGAUGCUGGUAAUGAUAACGUGCGCGGUCUACCAAAUCCUCACGUCCGUGUUCAAAGUGGCGAUACUCAGCCUAGUGGUCGCCUGCUACCUCGGGAUCAGUAUAUACGAGGCUGUGCACGAGAAAGACGUCGAACUGACUGGGAGAUGGCUGGCAGGCGUUCUCGUGGUUUUCUUUAUGGCCUGUCUGGUCGCCCACUCGCAGCACACGGAAGCUACGUACAGACUAGAUUUUCUGUGGAAGCUGCAAGCCACAGAGGAGAAAGAAGAAAUGGAACAUCUCAAGGCCUACAACCAGAAGCUCUUGGCAAACAUUCUUCCUGAACACGUAGCUGCUCACUUCAUGUCUACUGUCAAUUCAGACGAACUGUAUCAUGAGCAAUGCGACUUCGUCUGCAUAAUGUUCGCUUCGAUACCGAACUUUUCCGAGUUUUACGUGGAACUUGAAGCGAAUAACGAAGGAGUCGAGUGUCUGCGACUCCUGAACGAGAUCAUAGCAGAUUUCGAUGAACUGCUGGCCGAGGAACAAUAUAAGUACAUCGAGAAGAUCAAGAGCACUGGAGCCACCUAUAUGGCAGCAUCCGGUCUGACGAGAAGCACCUGCGACAUGAAAGACUACGGCCAUGUGACCGCUAUGGCGGACUACGCGCUCAGGAUACGCGAACAGCUGGCCUCCGUUAAUAAAGAGAGCUUCAACAACUUCCGGUUGCGCGUGGGCAUCAAUAUUGGACCGGUGGUAGCAGGUGUGAUAGGCGCGAGAAAGCCGCAGUACGACAUUUGGGGUAACGCGGUGAAUGUGGCCUCGAGAAUGGAGUCUACCGGUGUUUUAGACGGGAUCCAGGUCACACAGGAGGUUCGCGACAUCCUGAUUACCAAGGGAUAUCCGUUGACCUGUCGAGGCACCAUCCAGGUCAAAGGCAAAGGCAGCAUGGUGACAUAUUUCCUGGAUGGUCCACGCGAGCCCACGAAAUCAGCGAACCCAGAAAACAGAAGCAGCAUCAACAACAACAGCAACACUGAGGGCACAAUCUCCAGUAGCCUCGACGUUUGAGAACCAAUUAUUUAAAUUAACAAAAAUUCGUAAGGCAUAUAUAGGAUGAGAUAUAAAAACUAACACGAAUAAACGUGUCGAUAAAUGGUCUCAACGUCAGAAGAGAAUUUCUUAAGGCGAUUAAAUGAAAAUUGAGGAAAAAAGAAGUUACUCAAAGGGUUGUGUUCUUCGAAAGUCCCUAAGCGUGCGACAUAAUUUGUUUGAUUUGCAGAAAAUAGAUAGGAGAACGAGAAAUGAGAAACGAUUCUGAGGUUUUACUGAAAGAAGCGAGUUGGAAUAUAAGGAACUAAUUGUUUUUUUCUUCGAGGCAAAGGAAAAUUUGGGGGGAACUUAAUAAGGGAAAAGUGGACUGAGAAGAUGGUAAAUGAGAAAUGACUCGAGAAGAAUGAAUCUAAGGAUUCAUUCAGAAUCAAAGAAGUUUUAAUAGUUUAAAAAUAAUUUUUUCUCUCUGUAACAAAGGAGACAUUACAGAACUAUUAAGGAAAGCUGGAGCAAUUUGAGAAAUUAGAAAUAGAAAAAUGAUUCCGUGGGUUCAGUCAAAAUCGAAAAAGUCUUAAUGCUAUGAAAAUAUUUUUUCUUCUUCUAAUAAGAAGAAAUAAUUAAGCGUUGGAAAGUGAAAAAUGCCACUGGAGAUUCAAAUGUCAUCAAACGAUUUUUAAUGACUGAGCUGAUUAUUUAACGAAAAAGCAAGGAUCAAAGGAUAAGUGAAAAAUAUUUAGGAACAUUAAAUAAAUAGCCCAAGUGGAACACAACAACAAUUUGUUGAAAAUUUCUAACCGGUGAGAUCAGAUUAAUAAAUCUAAUGUUCGAAGAUGUUGAAAAUAGGGGAUUGAGUAUUUUUUAGAAUGAUUGGGGAAAGACGAUGUAUGUGAAUAGAGAAUGAAAUUACUGACAAGAAUGAUAUGCUUGAAAAGAAUUGCUUUAACUCGUGCUACAGAAUAUUAAUGUUUAAGUAAUUUUUCUGAGAAGUCUGCAGGGUGGUAUGGUCCCAUAAAUAAUUCGGUAUUCUUUUUAAUGUACAAACCAAAAUAUUAUCUAAGCGUGAUAAACAAGCAAAAACCAUUCGGAAAACGUUGAAUCAAAUAAUCACAACAAAACCUUGGAAAAUUAAUGCCGUCAAAGUUAUUAUUAUCUUCAAGUUGAUAACAAUGCCGAUAAUAAAAAGACAGAAUCACAGUAUGUAUUAUUAGUUUCAUAUUGAAAUUGAAGUUUCGAGCGCAUACAAUGGACAUAUCACUGCAAAACAUAUUACACCAGUUACACUACACGUUAUUUCCCACAAGAAAUGUUAUUAAAAGAUUUUUGAGAUUUCAAAAUAGCUAUAUUCAGCAAUUUCUGUUAACCGAAUUAUUUAUAGGAUGGGCCAAUAUUUAUGAAAACAAACGCGCGAGUGUUGUUGAAAGAUGACAUAUUUUGGAAAUAUUUUGGUCCAAAGUGAUCCUAAAAUUUUCCAGUAAAAAGGACAGUGAAAUAUUGAAGGGACAUGAUGUUCUAUAUGUUAGGAACUAUAAAAUCAAAUGGAUGUUAGAAUUAACAAAUAAUAUUACUAGGAAGCAAGUAAUAUUUUGUCAAGGACUUCUAUCAGCAAACUUUUUCGAGCCUAAAAGAAAGAUAUAUUUAUUAUACGUGCAAGAGGAAACGCUCUCUGUAUAGAGGAGAUUGCAAUGAAUCUGUAAAAUUGUAUUCCCAUAGUGAUUUCGAAGUUAAUUAAGGAGAAUGUAGCUUCACGUGAGUUACGACUGGACAAAAUGAUUUGGAAACGAAAAUUCUCCAAUGAUGGUGAUUCUAAAAAUUGUGAAAAUACAUUGAGUUGUUGCACAUCGAUGAAAUCGUGUAUUAAAAUGAUUAUUCGUUGAGAGACGAAAGACGUGUAUCAGAAAUAACUGUCACAGUAAUAAAAAGUAAUAGAAUUAGUCAACAGUAUAUAGACGAAUAUGAUUUUGGUCAAAAUUUUCGGAACUAGACAGGAAAAUAUAGAAUAUUUAACAGUUUGAAAUACAAAUUAAUGGAAAUUCAGUUAUAUAUGUUGUUUUCUGCACUCUAUUGGCAAUAUAAAAUAUUUAUUGUUAUCUUAUAUUACAAAUUGUGGAUAUUUAUAUACAACAAUAUGCUGCUGUACAUUUAUUGAUAGUAUCUAUGUUUGUAUGAUAUUUAUUAAACAAACACUAGCGCUACUGAUUGAAAAAAUAAGAAAUUGAAAAUACUUAAUGAGUGUGCAAUAACUUAAUGAUCGGAUUAAAUUAUCGAUUGUUUAAAAUCUCGAAGUGAAUUACUCCCAAACCCUUUCAAGUUUCGAAUUCGAAAAAGGCGACCUGAAUACUGAAGAAAUAUUCGAAAAAAAUUCAAAAAGAAAUAUCGAAACGAGCAAGCAAUAUUUAGUUUAUCGAAAUUGAAUAUCUGGAACACAAUCAUCGAGUGCCGUCCCUAAAAAUGGUUCAGUCGAUCUCCACACAUCAAUUUAGUAAAAGUAAGUAAGACUAACCAGUAGAAAAAUUCAAUUUCCAAUUGAUUAAAGCUCAAACUUUCGUCCUUAUCCCCUGUAAAAUGGAAAAACUAUCUUGUACUUAAAAAAAACGCAUCUCGUGUCAUUUGGUGUUCAAUCCAUAUCCCCCUUGACUCGAUAUCACUUUAAUUCGAAGACACGCCGCUUGACCAUUUUUUUAACGAACAGUGAGAUGAUUUACAUAAAAAAAAUUCAUAAUAUAAUUAAAUAUAAAUUCGAAAUUUAAAAUUUUAAAUCAACUGUCUGGAUAUUAUUUACAUUUCUCAAAUUAUGAAACAUUACAGAUAGUAAAACAUAUUCAACUAUUCUUGAAGGAACUAUUAUGUUAUAUCUCUUAAUAUUCUUUUACAAAUAUAUUACUGCGUUAUUGAUCACAUUUGCAUUUUAACAUUCCUUUUUUGAAUUCAAUUGCGGAAGCUAAGUAUAAAUAGAAAAGCAACGUCUGCAAACAUCGCUGCAAAACAUAUUACACCAGUUACACUACACAUUACCUUCCACACAUGAUUUGAUGCAUUGGUUCACGAGAUCAAUGAUUUUAUUGUUUGGAAGGUCAUGUUUCAUGCAGCUUGCGUGACACAUUCUCCAGUGCAUUUUAUUCAAAGUAACAUUGAUUAAUAUAAUACAAGAUUAAUAUGAACUGGAAAGGAAUGUAAUUAUUAAUAUCACACAUUGGACGACGAGUACGAACAAAUUAUUUUUCAAAUUCUAAAAAUCAAAGAAUGAUUAAACAAAUUCUUUGAUAAAAUGUCCCAAAUUAUUAUUGCAAUUCUAAACCAAUGAAGCAGUAUACAGAAUGAAAAUUCUAAAUCAAAAUAUCUAGGAACUAUUAUAUUUUUAUUCAAUUAUUCUUGAAUAUUUUAUAAUAACGAUUAUUAUAUUGUGUAAAAAUAUGGUCAGCUUAUUCAAACAUGUACGAAUUAGUCUCACUGCUCGUUUAUUAAUUACGCGUGUCUAAUGCUGUUUCUAGUCAAUGAAAAAGAAGAUUUAGGAGACUAAUCGUAGUGAGGUUAUCUGAACACAACGAAACCACGAUACGCAUUUCCUCCGCUUAGUUUUUUAUCCCGACGUUUGAUCUGAAAGGAAUGGGACCACGGAAGGUAUCUUUACCGAUAAUGUAAGCGACGAUGUAAUUAGAUGGAAGGUUGAAAACGAAAGUUUAAAUGAUACUAUAAUGAUUAUUAGAAACUAUUUUCGUUUGCUUAUGCAUUCAGAACACCUAUGAAUUUUCUUAUAAUAAAAUGAUAGAAGUAUUCCACACCAAUGUGGAUUCAUUUAAAGCAGAAAUAUAUCGCCUCUCGAUACUUUAUCUGCAAUUUAACCGGAUGCGAAGAAAAAUAGUUCGUUAAAAGAUAUCGCUGAUUCUUUUGCAGAGAGACUUUGAGAUGAUGAGUGAUCAAUUAAUAAAUUAUUACACCGUUAUACCAUCUGUCGAAGAAAAGGAGUUCAUAUUAAAUUAUUCAGUAUCAUUUAUACCUUAAUGAAUACUUUUUACCUAAUUUCAAUUAUUAUCCAUUCAUACACAUGUCUCACCUAUUUCUUUUACUGGGUUAGAAUAUUGUAUACUCUUGGUUUCCUGUAUCUAUAUUCAAGCUGUUUUGCAAUUUUCUAGUUGGAGUCGUGAGACUAUGAAUACAAAUGUUUAAAUACAAUAAUUCCAAUUCUUCGUAAAUAUAAUUAUUUUAUGAGCAACUAGCAAUUACCUAUUGUUUUUGAAUUCUUUGCUGUUAGAUUCAGAACUCUUUUCUACCAUAUUAAAUUUCUAAUAAUUAUUGGAUUAUUUAUCAUUUGAUAUACGUCCCUUUCUAUCGUACCACAUUUCUAAUAAUAAUUACUUAUUUGUCAAUUGAUAUCAAUUCCUUUUUAUCAUAUUGAGUUUUCCAAAUCAAUUAUUCAUGAACUGAUAUAUCAUCCUUUCCGCCAUACUAAAUUUCCAAGAUCAUUUAUUCAAUCCUUUAUGAAUUGAUAGAAUCGCCUUUCUACCGUAUUAAAUUUCCAACGUCAAUUAUUAAUCAAUUGACGUACGUUUCUUUCUACCACAUUAAAUUUUUAAUAUCACCUAUUUAUAAAUUCAUAGAAUGUUCUUUCUAGUAUAUUAAAUUUGAAAUAUCAAUUAUUUAUCAAUUGAUAGAAGUUCUUUUAUCCCAUAUUUCAAUUCUCUCCUACGUCUCUCGAAAGAUCUCUCUCUCUCCCUCUCUCUCUGUCGAAGAAACAAAAUUCCCGCAUAGAAAUCCGCGCAGCCGAGCACGAGCUCGAUGGAUAUGCAAUUAUGCAGAUACAGGUCCGCGUGCGUGUGGUUCCAUGUGGGCGGGGAGCUCGUGCCCCGUAUCAAGAGUAACGUGAUCGAGACACGAGACGUGCUCCGAGAUUCAGUCACACGAAACCUUGUUGUGCAUCUCGACGCGGAGCAUAUGUGAAAUAUUAAGUUGGCCAAAAAGUUUUGUCAUUUUAAUAUCCAAAAUACUAUUUAUAUUUUAAUGUAUGUACACUGUAUGAUAGUGUAUGUACAUAAAAAUACAAGUAGAAAGCUUUCCAAUAAAUAUGAUUCAACUAUAAAUAGGAAUUGUUCGAACAAGUACGAUUGAAAUAUAAAUAGAAAAUGAUCGAAUUAAGAGAAAAAUUUUCAGUUAAAAUAUAAAUAACAGUGUGCAAAGUUAAAUGGAAUUUAAUACAGCGUGGUGAAUUGGUUUCUCAAGUUUCAUUUUAAAAUUGGAACAAGACUUUUUGGCCAAGUCAACCCUUAUGUUAGCAACUGAGAUGUCUUCGUUUGUUUAAAUUUUAAUGUUGCAAUAUCGCUGGAUAAAGCUUUUAUUUCGGGAAUUCUAAUUGACCUGAGAAUGGCUAAACAAUUAAAAUAAGGAGAAAUUUUAUUAAAUUGUUGGAGGAACAUAAGAAAUUUGGUAGAAGAAAUUUUAGAAAUAUUAUUAUUCAAAAUAAAUUUGAAGUAUUUCAAACAAACAUUCAAAAAUAUUUUUGAAAAUAAAUUUAGAGAGUGGCAUAUAAAAAUUCAAAAAUUUUAACAAAAAUUUGGAAACCAUAUUUUUAGAAACAACCUUCUAAACUUUAAAUAUAAAUUUAAAUAUACCGGAGUGACCGGUCGCUAACAAAAGGGUUAAUAUUCCCGCUGAAACGGUUCUUGUGGACGAAUUGUUGUAAAUAGCGGUGUACACGCGCGAAAGAUAGAUCGAUGUUCUGAUAUAGUCAAUAAAAACGGGACUUCCGCUCGGGAACGAUUUCGCCAGAGCGUAGCCAAAGUGUACCGUUGAAAUUCGUGAAAACGAUGAAAAAAGAAAGUCAAAAACACGUUCGCGUUGCGUGCAAAAGCGAAUUGCAAAAAACGCAUCGCAAAACAAACUCCAUUCAACACAACCAAACAGAAUCAAACACACCUCAAUAUAAAUCAACACAGACAAACACAGCAUACAUACAACAGUAAUAAAGUAUUAAAAAUCGUAUAGUAAAAACAUUUGCAUAAACGAGCCUAGACACAUUAUAAGCAGAAUCAAACAAUGCUGAAAUAUAGUAGAAAAAUAUAAUUAAACAUAGUUACACAAUUAAAUACGGUCGACUAACAGUCAAACACAAUUCAUCAAUCAAACACAUCAGUGGAAAAUAGAAUUGGCAUAUAAAGUAUUAAAACAAUUAUAUAAAUUAUGUGGCAUAUAUAAACAUUGAUAUAUACAAUGAAAUAAAAUAUGAAAAAUAUAUAAAGAGAAAAGAGUAAUCUGCACCAGCGGACGCAGCAUGCAGAAAAAUUUCCUGUUGAUUAAAUAUUAUCACACGAACGCGGCCAAAUUCAACGAUUCGUCGAAGCUUUGAAAUAUAUACAUAACGCCAUUUAUUUGUCCGAAGCUUUAAUAAAAAUAAAUUGCAAAAUUUUACGCAAAAUAUCGAGAAACUAAAUGUUAGAGAUUCUGUUAGAGAGUUUCUUAUUUAAAUCUGAAAUUGUGACGAACCGAGUGUUAAUAUGGAAACGCUCUGAAAAUAAGUGAAAAUUUACAGUUGAUAUUGUGGUUUAUUAGACGAGCCUGGAUUGUUUUUAAAAUUGCAAUGAUUAGGCCUACAUUAUAUAAUUCUAGUACAUGAUCUUUAAUGCAAUUGAAAUCUCUACAGUUUUAAUGAAAUUUAAAUAACUUUGAAACAGAAUUUUUUGAUUUAAAUUUUAAAUAUAUUAAAACGGAUUAAUAAUGCGCGGUUGUAAACAUCUAAAGGAUGAUUAAAUUCCCGACAAUUUAAACGAGUUUAUACGGCGGGCUUUUGAGGUUCGAAAUGAUUAUUCGUUUAUUUCCAAACGGUUUCAAUUAAGAUUCCAUCGCGACUGGAAUAUUCACAAAAUUAAACACCGCUGAUCGACCUAUAUUCCGCUUUUCACUUUCGUAAACCGUUUCGCUUUUAAUUCAAAAUAUUCCGUAACGCAAGUUUUUAGCGUUGCUUUGGGGCAACCUUCCAACUACCUGAUCACGCAAACUAAUUAAACGCAAGCGAAAUGCUUCUGAAAUUAGAAAGAAAAAACCUAAGAAAUACUAUAUUCUAAAAUAGUUGAAAAAUUGAAAACGCGAAAGUUGAAUGACUGAAUAAUUGAAAGCUGAUUAACUGAAUAACUGAAAGUAGAAUAAGUGAAAUAAUUGAAAAUUUUUUAAUCGCGAUUUAACCAAUAUUUUUAUUCGUAAGCAAUUACUUUUCCCUAAUUCGAAAUUUUCUAAUCUUUGGUGUCCUUCCCGAGCGCUACGUUACAGCGCUGCAUCAGAACACUGCGUUUGGGUUUCCAUUUCAGCGCUGCUGCAGGGCACUACGUUAGAGUGCAUUGCAGCGCUGCCCGAUGGCACUACGUUAGAGUGCAUUUGAACGCUACGUUAGAGCGUUAAUCCAAGCGUCGCUGGUGCAGGGCAUGCAAAACAAAAUUCUACAAACUAUCUACCAACACACACACAAAACAUUGCAUCAACUCAAGUUCAACAAGGGAAAGACAUUGGAAGAUUGCACUUUGCCUAGCUCCGAAAUACGUUCCUAGCGAGGAACACACGUUGAAAACAAGUUACUAUGUAUAAUUGUAUACAAAUAUUGUGAUCAAUGUGAUUCUCCAAAGCGUUUCAAUUUAGCCACCAGUCAAUUGAAUCCUGACGACACUCUCCGUCUGAUAUGCAGCGCGAAUCGAA